AAUUCUAUCCAUUAUUUAAAUAAGCAAAAUAUUAAUCACUUUAUCGUCUAUUACCAACACGGUGUUGAGGGAGUUGAAACUCUCCUUCAUAAAAAGAAUCCGAGUUUAAUUUCUAGAGUCGUUAGUUGGGACGUAGUCAUACAAGUUUAAUGUCUAUUCUCUUCUCAUACAUGGAGUCAACAUCAUUGACAAAGUCAAACGUUCAAUUUCCAUGUACCUACUAGAAUCCUUGGAAUCUAAGUAUAUUGAUUUCUCUUUGUACUUCCUUUCCUCACACCUUACUUGUAUUGAAUUUGCAUGUAAUAUAUAGGCAAUCAGUCCAUACACAAAUUUUCCAACAAAGGGAGGUAAACUAUGUGAGCAAAAUAAAUUGAAACAAAAUGCAUUACCUUUCAACUAUUCCUCAAGUACUUACAAGAAUUUGUCUAUUAUUUUUCUUACUCAUACCUUUUGUUAUCACUCACGGUAUCCGAGACGAGACCAUGAAUUCAGACAAAUAUGUUAUAUCCAUUGGUGUGAUCAUUGACGGUGAUUCUCGUAUUGGGAAAGAACAAGAAGUAGCCAUGGACAUUGCAGCCAAGAAUUACAACAACACUUCAAAGAACCACAAGCUGGCUCUCUAUUUUCAGAACUCCACCGAGGAUACCCUCAGAGCCAUCACACUUGCUGAAGAGAUGAUUAAUGUGCAAAAGGUGCAAGUGAUUAUAGGGAUGCACACAUGGCCAGAAGCAGCUAUAGUGGCUGAAAUAGGAAGCAAAUCUCAAGUUCCUAUCAUAUCCUUUGCUGCACCUAUCAUAACGCCACCAUUGAUGAAAGCUCGAUGGCCUUUUCUAGUGAGGCUAGCUAACAAUGGUACAGCAUAUAUAAAUUGUAUUGCAGAAAUAGUGCAGGCUAAAAGCUGGAAGAGAGUAGUAGUAAUCUACGAAGAUGACGGAUACGGUGGAGAUUAUGGGAUCCUAUCCCUACUAGAUGAGGCCCUUCAGGAUGUGGAUUCAUUGAUAGAGCGCCGCUUAGCCCUUCCUCCAAUUUCUUCUCUACAUGAUCCAGGAGAGCUUGUUUUUGAAGAGAUGCUUAAGUUAAAACAAACACAAUCUCGGGUUUUCAUAGUGCUGCAAUUAUCAUUAGAAAUGGCAAUUCAUGUGUUCAAAGAAGCUUCAAAAGUUGGAUUGGUGGAUACAGAAUCAGUUUGGAUAAUCCCAGAGAGCAUAACUAAUUUGCUGGACACUGUCAAUAAGUCUGCUAUUUCCUAUAUGGAAGGAGCUUUAGGAAUUAAAAACUACUACUCAGAAAGAAGCAAGGAGUAUCAAGAAUUUGAGGCUCAGUUCCGGAAAACAUUUUCGUCAAAGAAUCCAGAAGAAGAUAACCGAUACCCCGGAUUUUAUGCUCUACAAGCAUAUGAUAGCAUUAACAUUGUAACUCAAGCAAUCAACAGAAUGACCGGUAUGAACAAUAGUAGCUCAAAGACUUUACUAAGAGAAAUACUUUCUAGCAAUUUCCUUGGUUUAAGUGGUCAUAUUCAACUUGAAGCCGGACAACUUAUGCAGAAGAAUCGUGUCUUAAGAAUUGUAAAUGUGGCUGGGAAGAGUUACAAGGAGUUAUGUUCUUGGACUCAACAACGCGGAUUCACCACAAUACUCCAUGCCGGACAAAGUGGAAAUAAGGUUGCUGGAAGUACAGAAUGUUUCAGGGGUGUACGGUGGCCUGGAAAUUUGGACCGCGAUCCAAAGGGAUGGAACAUGCCUACCAUAACAAAUCCAUUGAAAAUUGCAGUUAGAAGUAGAACCUCCUUUUCCAGAUUUGUCAAAGUUGAGUAUGGACAGAAUCAAAAGCCUUAUAAAUAUAGUGGAUUCUGCAUUGAAAUUUUUGAGCAUGUACAUAAACUCUUGGGAUACGAUCUUCCAUAUAAAUAUUUUCCCAUCGAUGGAACCUAUAACGAUUUGGUUCAGCUUGUCUAUAACAAGACUUACGACGCAGUUGUUGGGGACAUGACCAUAAUAGAGGAAAGAUUGCAGUAUGUGGAUUUUACAGUACCAUAUGCAGAAUCAGGAUUGUCAAUGAUAGUUCCAAUGAAAACUGAAGAAUCAGCAUGGAUGUUUAUGAAGCCAUUUACCUGGGAAUUGUGGUUGGUUACAUGUGCAAUCUUGAUUUACACAAUGUUAGUUGUUUGGUAUCUCGAGCGAGAACCUAACCCCGAGUUUCAUGGAAACUGGAAGCUCCAACUCAGCACAGCUCUUUGGUUUACCUUCUCCUCUCUAUUCUUUGCUCAUAGAGAAAAAAUGCAUAGCAACUUAACUCGAUUGGUGAUGGUCUCGUGGCUAUUUCUUGUAUUGAUUCUAACCUCAAGCUACACAGCUAGUCUUUCUUCAAUGCUUACAGUUAAACAGUUACGACCAAAUGUCACGGACAUUCAGUGGCUGAAGAACAAUAACAAGAAAAUUGGCUGUGACGGCGACUCAUUUGUUAGGACGUUCUUAGAGAAAGUUGAAAAUUUCAAGCCAGAGAAUAUCAUAAACAUUACCGAUGAAUACAAGUACGAUGAAGCAUUCGCUAAUAACAGCAUAACAGCUGCAUUUUUUGAGCUCCCGUACGAAAAAGUAUUCAUCAGUGAAUACUGCAAGAGAUACACUGGUUUCACUCCCAGAAAUAGAUUUGGAGGAUUAGGCUUUAUGUUCCAGAAAGGCUCUCCACUGGCCAGAGAUGUUUCGAAAGCUAUAUUACGUCUCUCGGAAAAUGCAGAACUGAAGAGAUUGGAAGAAAAAUGGUUAAUUAACUCACAAGAUUGCUCCAACAACGUGACAUCCUCCAACGAUACGGAGAGUUUGGAUCUUGGAAGCUUAUGGAUUCUAUAUGUCAUCUCUUGUGCCACUUCUACUAUUUGUCUGCUAAUAUCAAUCAUCAAGCGUCUGAAAUCCAAUCACCGACGUGAAAACUUGCCACCAGAAGAAGGCAAUGGCACACCAAGUGAUGAAAGAGUGUGGAACAAGGUUCUUAUAUUUGCAAAGCAGAUUUAUAUCAAAAAGCUCGAUAAUUCGAGCAAGGAACAGGAUGUAACCGACUGUUCUUCGAGAUCAGGUCAUGUGAGCAUCGCUGAUAGCCCCGAACAUUCACAAGAAUUCGCUUCUCCGCCAAAAGAGGUACAUAUGACAAGUUCAAGUGUACAACACAUGACAUAGGAACCAUGUAACCACAUACACUUCAAAAUAAUGUCCAUGUCAGAUACUGUACAAAUUCAUUCAUAUCAUUCAAUAAAAUUGUUCUUUCCUUUUGUUUUGUACCUAUCAAUUGUCCAAUUUUUCAGACACAUUGGGCUACACUGCAUUGUAUUUUAUAAAUUUGUACUUUUAUUUCUUUUGAAUAUGUUAUGGAAAUAUUCCAAUAUUGACAUAAUUAAUACUAUUAUCCAUUAAC
This is a messenger RNA of Trifolium pratense (red clover), 3408 nucleotides long. Its product is annotated as glutamate receptor 2.7-like. Gene Ontology annotation, cellular component: plasma membrane. Gene Ontology annotation, molecular function: ligand-gated monoatomic ion channel activity; signaling receptor activity. The transcript is spliced from 5 exons. The record is from RefSeq and is a predicted model, not a curated record. Bases 381 to 3173 code for a protein of 930 amino acids. Lineage: Eukaryota; Viridiplantae; Streptophyta; Magnoliopsida; Fabales; Fabaceae.